AUGUUCCCGUUCGACCAGAUAUUGGCUAUGUUUAAAGCCCUGAGCAACACGUAUUCGCCGCUCGUACUCAACCAUGAGUGGCCGAAACUUGGCCGGCUGCUCUUCACCCUUCUAUGCAGCGUGGCAGGCGUGUUUAUGAACGGCUUCUACGUAGCUUCCUUCUUCGUUGAACCUGGCCUAAACAAGAUCGCGAACCUGAGCCGCGUGUAUUCGCCGGUCAUACUUAGCUAUGAGUGGCCGAAACUUGGCUGGCUGCUCUUCACCCUUCUAUGCAGCGUGCUAGGCGUGUCUGUGAAUGGCUUCUUCGUAGCUUCCUUCUUCGUUGAACCUGGCCUGAACAAGAUCGGAUAUGUGUUUAUGGCAUGCUUAGGCUUGUCGGACCUGAUCAUAUCCGCGACAGUGUUUCCGACGUCGACGGUGGUACUGCUGUCUGGCGAAUGGGAGACGGUUCCGGUGUGCUCAGCGCUCCAGUUCGUGACCGAAGCCGCGACGUACAGCUACAGUAUUUUCUUCAUGAUGUCCGCGAUAGAGUCGUACUACAGACUCUGCAAGGCUCGACGGGAUUACCAAUUCCUAAUCUCAAUGAGGAUCGGUCUCUUCACAGUCACCCUAUUUACUAUCGCGUUUCUCACCGCCGCCGUCGGAGUGUACAUGGACCUGGACUACGACUACUGCAGACGCAGCCACACGGGCAACCUAAACUUCAGGAUAUCUACAUCUAUCAUCUUCUACGUUAUUCCAUUUCUCGUUAUUUUCUUCUGUCUCGCUAACAACGCCUGCAGAAUUAGUAACAAAGCACGAAAACAUAACCAUUACAAACGCAGCCUACAAUUUGAGAUGGAAACAACUGCAAACAAUCUCAACAUUUUCGCAUAUUUCAUGUUUCUGUCAUUUUGGAUACCGGCCCUGGUCAUUGUCUACCUGUAUCCUGACGCUGAGGACUGGAAAUACUAUCAUAGUAUAUGGCUCGGUAUAUUUCGCAGCGUUACUACAAGCUUAGUCUAUGGGUCCAUGGACAGAUAUUUUAGGCGUGCUUUUGCACACCUAUUUUAUUAUUGUUGCUGUAAAAGCAGCAUUUCCGGGUCCUACGCCAGUCGGCACAGGCGAGCUUUGGAGUGCAAGGCUCUAGGUGAGGUGAGGGUGCACAUCAUGCACCAGGCUAUGAACGCCAACAGCCCUCAGCGAGGAGCGUCAUCGUCCCGGGAGACCCAAGAACUGUAG
Cydia strobilella is the source of this 1221-nucleotide messenger RNA. It is a transcript of the gene Mtnr, whose product is annotated as melatonin receptor type 1A-like. NCBI's taxonomy places the organism in Eukaryota, Metazoa, Arthropoda, Insecta, Lepidoptera, Tortricidae. Bases 1 to 1221 code for a protein of 406 amino acids. The transcript is spliced from 4 exons. Gene Ontology annotation, molecular function: G protein-coupled receptor activity. The record is from RefSeq and is a predicted model, not a curated record. Gene Ontology annotation, biological process: G protein-coupled receptor signaling pathway. Gene Ontology annotation, cellular component: plasma membrane.